This is a messenger RNA of Notechis scutatus (mainland tiger snake), 1828 nucleotides long. NCBI's taxonomy places the organism in Eukaryota, Metazoa, Chordata, Lepidosauria, Squamata, Elapidae. The record is from RefSeq and is a predicted model, not a curated record.
GCAACCGGAACGUCAAAUUCCCUUUGGGGACGUGCGGCUGCCCCCACCCCUGGAUUACAGUAAAGAAAUCUCCGAAGGGGACGAGGUGGAGGUGUAUUCCCGCGCCAACGAGCACGAACCCUGCGGCUGGUGGCUGGCCAGAGUCCGGAUGAUGAAAGGGGACUUUUAUGUCAUAGAGUACGCGGCUUGCGAUGCCAUCUACAACGAAAUUGUCACCUUGGAGCGAUUGCGGCCCGUCAACCCCAGCCAAGUGGCCACCAAGGGCAGCUUCUUCAAGUGCACCAUCGCCGUCCCGGAAGAUCUCAAGGAGGCGUUGAUAAUCACUGGUCUACCCUCUUCCGCCCUUCAGACCCCCGAAGCCUGCAAGCAGGCCAGGAGCUUCCUGGAGUUCUCAGAGGAUUCGGUCCAAGUGCCCAGGAAUCUGGUCGGAAAAGUGAUAGGGAAGAACGGGAAGGUCAUCCAGGAGAUUGUGGACAAAUCCGGCGUGGUGAGAGUACGGGUGGAAGGGGACAAUGACAAGAAGAACCCUCGGGAGGAGGGCAUGGUGCCCUUCAUCUUUGUGGGGACGCAGGAGAACAUCAGCAACGCCCAGGCCCUGCUGGAAUACCACCUCUCCUACCUCCAGGAAGUGGAGCAGCUGCGCCUAGAGAGGCUGCAGAUCGACGAACAGCUGCGCCAGAUCGGCCUAGGCUUCCGGCCCCUCUCGGGUCGCGGGGAUAAAGAGCGGGGCGGCUACACCACGGACGAGAGCAGCUCCUCCCUGCACAGCACCAGGACGUAUGGCGGCAGCUAUGGCGGGCGUGGCCGUGGAGGUCGGCGGGGAGGCAAUUCUGGCUACGCUACCAACUCGGAAGUCUCCAACGCCUCCGAGACUGAGUCAGAGAAGAGGGAGGACUACGAUUGCCCGCCCCCCGGGGAGCGAGAGCCCCGCCCGGAGGACGGGCGUCGGCGGCCGGGGCCCGGGCGAGGCCGGGGUCCUGCUCCAGCCUCUCGUGGGAACAGCACUAGCAACAGCAAGUACAACACCUCGUCGAUCAGCUCAGUCCUGAGAGACCCGGACAGCAACCCUUACAGCCUGCUGGAGAACCCCGAGAACGAGCCGAACGCCGACACAGACGGCAGUGAGUCGCAGGGGCCCGGCAACCGGCGGCGCCGCUCGCGCCGGCGCCGCACCGACGAGGAGACCACCGUCAUGGAUGGAGGCCUGGAAUCGGACAACACCUCCGUCAACGAGAACGGCAUGGAGGAGGAGUCGAAGCCACAGAGACGUAACCGCAGCCGGCGGCGCCGUAACCGUGCUAACCGCCUGGAGAGCUCCAUCAGCCGGGACCGCCAGCCGGUGACCGUCGCAGACUACAUCUCCCGUGCGGAGUCUCAGAGCCGCCAGGGACCCCCCCGCCGGGAAAGCCAGGAGAAGACCCCCGAGGGCGGAACCUCCCCCAAGCAAAAGGGGGAGGCAAGCAGCAAGAUGGUCAAUGGCCCUUCGGAGAAUGGGGAGCACAGCGCCGCGGCCGGCGGGGGCGAGGCGGAGGUGGCCUCCCUGGUCAAUGGGGUGUCCUAAGGGGUCCCAGGGCCGCCCACCCCAGCCGUCCUCCUCCUCUUCCUCCUCCUUGCCGUGAAACGAUCCUUCCCGCAAGCUUGUGCAACCCCCAGAGAAAUGAAAGGCCGCCACUCGUCUCAUUCAAAGAAAACAAACCACAGUCACCACCAUUCUUUAAAACCAGGAACAACAAACCAACAUCCCCUGGGCCUCACCCCCACCACCCCCUCCCUUCUCCAGAUAUUUCCUCUCCCAAGCUUGCCAAAGACCGUGGGGGUGGGGGGGAAC